CCAAAAGAAAAAAGAAUAAAAUAUAAAAAAAAACCCAUUAUUAUUCCUAUUUCAACAUAUUCAGCUCAGUCUUCUAAGCCGAGUUUUUCUUUUUUGUCUAUCCAAACAAAAAUCACAAUCUAGACCUAAAAAUCAACAAUAAAAUCAAAAUUGACAUACGCAUUUUACAAUUUGAAUAGAUAAUCUAAAAUCAUACGCAUUUUACAAUUUGAAUAGAUAAUCUAAAACUAUCCAAUUAAAAUCGGAUUAGAUUCAAGAAGAAUCAAAAAGAGAAAAAAUGGAGAAGAAAUUGAUGUAUGUAACAGCAGAAGCACCAGAUGUGAAUAAGAAUACAGAAUGGGUUACGUAUCCUGGAGUUUGGACUACCUAUAUUUUCAUCGUCUUCUUUACUUGGCUUCUUUUUCUCAGUCUUUUCGGUUGUUCUUCUGGCAUGGCUUGGACCUUUGUUCAUCUUACCCAUUUCUUUGUCACUUAUUACUUCUUUCACUGGAAGAAAGGCACACCAUUUUCUGACGAUCAAGGCAUAUACAAUGGAUUGACUUGGUGGGAGCAGAUUGAAAAUGGGCAGCAGCUUACUCGUAAUAGGAAAUUUUUCACUGUCGUCCCUGUGGUAUUGUACUUAAUUGCAUCACACACGACAGACUAUCAGAACCCAAUGCUUUUCUUCAACACACUUGCCGCUUUUGUGCUUGUAGUUGCCAAGUUCCCUAAUAUGCACAGGGUUCGUAUUUUCGGGAUUAAUGGAGAACACUGAUGAUGAUAAUCUUACUUUAUAUAAACAUUUCCAGUUUCGGCUGUUGUAAGAUUCGUAAUUGUUUUUGCAUAUAUGAUUUUUAGAGGAAAAAGGUGUACUAACCGAAAUUUUGGCAGUACUGUUCUAUGGCAUAUCGAUUUCUGCUGGUUGCUGAACUGACUCGACUUGCUUUUAUGUGUUUCUGUGAGCAGGUUGUAUGUCAAAAUGAACAGGCAGCCUAUUUCUGCUGAUUGCAUGAACCAAAUAAAUAUCAUUGUCUAUUUAUAUCAGUAAAUCUUGCUUUAGUGUAUUGUGGGAUUACCGGAUGACGUAGAACUCAAACUUAGGGCUGGUCGGAAUUUGAACAUUGGUAGAGCUUCAAGAGCUUGACUUGGCUUGGUCACCAAAAGUUUGUUUUGCUAGCUGCCUUAGUUGUUAUUGGGCUGACGGAGUUGUUUGCACCUUAAUUAUCACCGCAUAACGCCUUCUACUCACAUAUAUCUCCUUUUGAAUUUGUUAUAUUAAACAAUUUAAAGUGUAAAAUAUUAAAAUGGAUAAAUUUUACAUGGUAGCAUCAAACUUUCAUGAAA
This is a messenger RNA of Amaranthus tricolor (Joseph's coat), 1323 nucleotides long. RefSeq lists its product as uncharacterized. Gene Ontology annotation, biological process: ceramide metabolic process; intracellular sphingolipid homeostasis; negative regulation of ceramide biosynthetic process. The transcript is spliced from 3 exons. NCBI's taxonomy places the organism in Eukaryota, Viridiplantae, Streptophyta, Magnoliopsida, Caryophyllales, Amaranthaceae. The record is from RefSeq and is a predicted model, not a curated record. Gene Ontology annotation, cellular component: endoplasmic reticulum membrane. The coding region runs from base 278 to 754 and encodes 158 amino acids.